CUUAUUCGGUGGUUUACCGGCACUAGCGGGGCCCCAGCGUCUCGCCAAUUCCCUCAGGCAAAAGUUCAACACUAAUUCCGGUUAUCCCCGGCCCGGCCUGAUGCGUCCCGCUUCGAGCACAGCGCCACCAUACACGAUUCCAGAUGUGAUUGAUAUUAGUUCGUACUGAAUAAUCAAGAGUUUGAAUUGUAUUUAAAUGAGAAAAGAUUCCCCUGAGUAAGUUUAAACCUUCGGAGUGGGUGUAUUGGUGAGAUCGAAUAACCUUUGGCCUUGAAGAUCAGCAAGAAAUCAUCAUGAGUUCGUUCAAAGUACCGAUUGUGGAUUUGGAAAUUGGUGAACUGAAGGACAUAAUAUGGGCGAAACUGCAAGAGCCGGGUCCGCAGAAAAAAUUAAUCCUGGUUAUAGUUUCGAUAGCACUGCUGUUGGACAAUAUGUUGUACAUGGUGAUUGUUCCAAUUAUACCAGAUUACUUGAAGUUCAUCGGAGCUUUUGAUAAUCCAGACGGCACACCGAACAACGAUACUGGUCAUCAUGGACAGGAUUCCGCGACAGGUGUUCUAUUCGCAUCGAAAGCAAUCGUUCAACUGAUGGUGAAUCCAUUCUCUGGUGCUCUGAUCGAUAGAAUUGGGUAUGACAUUCCCAUGAUGAUUGGAUUGUGCAUCAUGUUUCUAUCGACGGCUGUCUUUGCUUGCGGCAGAAGCUACGGUGUGUUGUUCUUCGCGAGAAGUCUUCAGGGCGUUGGUUCUGCAUUCGCUGAUACAUCUGGUCUAGCUAUGAUUGCAGAUCGCUAUACUGAGGAGUCUGAGAGAUCAAAAGCCUUGGGUAUUGCAUUAGCAUUCAUCAGUUUCGGUUGUCUUGUGGCCCCUCCGUUCGGCGGAGCACUGUAUCAAUUUGCAGGGAAAGAAAUGCCUUUUCUCAUCCUCGCCUUGGUCAGUCUGGCAGACGGCUUCAUGCUACUCCUCGUCAUGAAGCCACUGAAAGAGCAGCUGAAGGAGAACAGGGCACGAGAACACAUUGAGACUGUGCCAAUCUGGCGUCUGUUCAUGGAUCCUUACAUCGCCGUCUGUGCUGGUGCUCUCAUGAUGUCUAAUGUAGCUCUUGCCUUCUUGGAACCAACAAUUUCCCUCUGGAUGGAGGACCACAUAACCACGGACAACUGGAAAAUGGGAGUGAUCUGGCUGCCUGCGUUCUUCCCUCAUGUAUUCGGUGUAAUAAUUACUGUCAAAAUGGCGAAACAGUAUCCACAGCAUCAGUGGCUGAUGGCCGCUGGUGGACUUGCCUUGGAAGGACUCUGCUGCUUCAUAAUACCUUUCUCAACCUCUUACAAGUUCCUCAUGAUCCCCAUCUGCGGCAUUUGCUUUGGAAUCGCUCUGAUCGACACUGCAUUAUUGCCCACGCUUGGAUAUUUAGUGGAUGUUCGAUAUGUCUCAGUUUACGGCAGCAUCUACGCAAUCGCUGACAUAUCUUACAGCGUCGCUUAUGCUGUAGGACCCAUCAUAGCUGGCGGUGUAGUUGAAGCUAUUGGUUUUACAGCCCUCAAUAUCGGAAUUGCUUUCUCAAAUCUCCUCUAUGCACCUGUUCUGUACUAUUUGAGGCACAUCUACGACUUCAAGCCGUUCCAGGACGAGGCUAAUGUUCUCAUGCAAGACCCACCGGACAAAGAGUAUCAGACUUAUGUCCUGCAGGAGCAAAGACCGAUUUCCGGAGAUGUUGGAAAUCACUUGACGCAGGGGAGGAUGGAGACAGACAUUGAUCAGAGUAUGGAGCAGGGAUAUCAGUCUGGUUACAAUCAGAGUAGUUCUGGCUAUCAGCAGGACAAUUAUGAACAACAAACGUAUGAGCAGCAAUAUAAUCAGCAAAGAUACACUCAACAGAGCACUGGAUAUGGCCAGCAGACAGUUGGCCAGAGGAAUGUUAGUCAAGACUUCAGGGGAAGUGAUACGAGUCAGGAUGCUAAUCCAUUCAGAAGACCGACGGAGCCAGAGCGGCCGUCGGGUGAUAGUAAUCCCUUCAGACAGGGAAUGUACUAGUGUUAUUUAAUGAAUGAAAACAGAUGAAAUAUAUUAAAUAAUCAUGGAAUGCGUUUUCAUGGGAUCUGAUACUAGUCUUCAAGGCAGGCUUCCAAUUCACCGAUCGCGUCUACCUCGGGUGGAAAAAUUCUCAAUUGAAAGCGUGGGGGAGGGUGGGGACGGAAGAGAGAGAGAGAGAGAGAGAGAGAGAGAGAGAGAGAGAGAGAGAGAAAGAGAGAGAAAGAAGAAAUUAACAAGUGAUGUGAUGUUUUCUUUGUUCUUGUGGUGAUAAAAGUGGGGGAGAUUAAAAAAAGUGAUAGAUAAUAGGCAUUAAAUUGGAGAAGUUCGAAAUGACGGAUCGGUUUCCAAAUACAACCAUCUUGAUCAUAAGUCAAUUCGGUAUUUACGGGGAUUUUCCAGUCAGCAAGGGAACUCGUAGAUCACCGGAUGGCAGCUAUAAUUCAGUUCUUUCUUAAUUUUUGAUUUUUGGAUUACGUCAAUGUUUUUGUUGCAAAAACGUUGCUGAACCAGGAUAACAUAUCAGGAGACCGGGAUUAAUGGAAAAUGGCUGCAAUUAUCAGCACCACAACCAACUCCCGGAAUCCAAAAAUUAAAUAAUGAUUAGCAAGUAAGUAAUUAAGUUUAGGAAAAUAAUUGAUGAAAAGGAUAAUACAAAUAAUUAAGAUUAGUAGGUGCUCGAAUACAAAAAAAAACCAGAGUUUAUUAACUUGGGAUUCGAAUAUUUUUUCAUAAUUCUAAGUUUGUUCUCUGGCUCUGGUUGAGUCUGGGUCGGGAGUGCAAGUGCGAAUAUAUGAUUAGGAUUAGAAAAAAUCCGGAUGUUUAAAACACAGGAGGAUUAAAUAUCUGUAUUUUUAUGAGGUUUUUCUAAGUAGAGUUUUGUUGGGGGCUUAGAGGCACCGGCUAGUGAAAUAUCAAGUAAUUUUUUUAGAUUUCUCCUUUUUUCAUUUGAAUACGAUGAAUGAUUGUACGCUGAUGUAAAUUUUUCAUUGAAACUACACGAAUUCACGUACUCUCUGUUAAAACUAUUAGAAAAAGAACCGCAAAACACCAAACAAAUAUCAUUUAGAAACUUGUAAAAGCAAUUUAUCUUCCAGAAUAAUAAAUAACUAUGUAUCGCUCUUUAUUUUCAUGACGAAAACAAUAAAAAAUUGCGUUUGGAUUUUUUUUGCAUUAACAAUGGAGGGUUUAGACGCGCGAAAAUGACGUGCAUGAAAAAUCCUUACCUACUCGUCAAUACUCAUAGGACAUAUUGCGAGUAAUAAAAACCGCAUCGCAUAUACUACGAAUAAUGGCAAUGAAAAAUUAAUAAAUUAUUAUAAACAAAUGCACUUGCAGGAAAGUACGUCUGGGUGCUUGAAAUUUGCAGUGCCUGGUCAAUCCUAAUGAAGCAUCAACUUGCGAAAUGAAAGAAUAAGUAAAUAAAUAAAUGAAAAAAAAAUAGGUAUCUAUGCCUCUACUUGACCUUAUUCGAUGUCGAUGUUGAACUCCCAUUAGUCAGUACUUAUAUAACUGUUGAUAUAUCCAUCUUGAGGUCGGAAAUCGUUUAAUGUACCAAAACUAAUCACCGUAGAGUCUCAGAAAAUAUCAAGGAAAAGAUUGAAAUAUCAUGACUAUAAAUUCAGUAGUGAAUAAUAGAGGAUUAUUCUCCAAUUUCUGUAGAAAAUAAAGAACUGAAGGGAAUAAGGGAGAAAGUGAAAACGUGGGGAAGACCAUUUGUGAUUAGAUUAUAAAAAAAAAUCAGAUUUUCUGAAAUGAAACAUCUGAAUAUUGCCUAUAUAUGCUAUAGUUUCGUUUAAUUUUCCCGUAUCCGAAUCCUCUUGAAAUCCUUGUAAAUAAAUUUUUAAAAAGGCGAAAAGAGUGAAUAUAUAAAAAAACAGAAGCAUAUCUAUCCUCAAUAUCCCACGAGCGUUUGCAAUACGCCUACUGUAACAUAAUGCGAAUGUCGUGGCAACUAACGAUAAAUAUAAAUUUAUUUACUAUGAAUAAAAAGAUAUAUAUCAUAUGAGUUGCUGGAAAUUACCAGAAUUAAUGAAAAUUAAUGAAAAAAAAUAUAUAUAUGAUGAAUUCGUUGCUUGAUGCAAAUAUUUAAGUGUGAAAGAAAGUGAGAAUGAAAGUGAUGAUGGGUCUGAGCUUAGCUCUUCGUUCCAUUAUGAAAUGCAAACAUUUUUGUCCAUUUUUAUUUCGUAUUCUCUCGCUAAAUGAAAGUCAAACUGAUGAAAGUAAUAAUUAUAAAUAAUAUCAAUUUUAACACAAGGGUGAGAAAGUAUAUUCUCGACUGGGACUAAAGUAACGAUUGAGACGAGUAAAUAAAGAAUAUUCAGUGGUAUGCAGUUAUGAAAAUUCAGAGAGUAAAUGAGAAGAAUUUUAGAAAUCCCUUAACGAAAAUGAUGACAAAUGCUAUGUACGAUGAAUUUGCCUGUGCAUUACACCACCUGGCCCGUCAUAAUUCGAUAGAAGAAUUAUACACACUGACACACAAAUAUGCACUAGCAAGGGUAUCUUAUAAAACAACGUGUAUGUAUGUAUAUCUAAUGGAAAAUUUCAAAUUAAGAAAAUGGGGAUAUGAUGAGAAUACCCGAAUAUUCGAUGAUUGGGAAUGUAAUUGGGAUAUGAACAAAAAAAAACACUGUAAUGUUGUUGAACCGAUUAUUAAAGAUGUCAUUGUUACCGAA
Molecule: messenger RNA, 4702 nt
Organism: Diachasma alloeum
Lineage: Eukaryota; Metazoa; Arthropoda; Insecta; Hymenoptera; Braconidae
Gene: VAChT
Product: vesicular acetylcholine transporter
Exons: 2
Coding region: 294-2030 (578 amino acids)
Biological process (GO): transmembrane transport; neuromuscular synaptic transmission; xenobiotic transport
Cellular component (GO): cytoplasm; membrane; AP-1 adaptor complex
Molecular function (GO): xenobiotic transmembrane transporter activity; choline O-acetyltransferase activity; acetylcholine transmembrane transporter activity
Source: RefSeq, a predicted model, not a curated record